AUGGAGAACCAGUUUCCAUUGCCUGGCUUCAACGUGUCCAAAUGGAAUUCAGUUGAAUCAACACCAACGAAACCGAAUGAUACGCAGGUCUUUGUGCAGAAGGAUAGUGCUAUUAUCGGAGUGAAUAAGGAGCAACAAUUGGAAGUGACGACUCGCACGGUCGUUGGAAGGCACUGUUGGGUUCUGGAACCGCAUAAAACUGAGCGUAAGGAGUGGCGUAACGUGAAUGCAUGGCUACAGAAAGAAGCACAGCGCGGACGUCGUGCAGGAAGAGAUUCUGUUGGCAUUCUUGGCGCGAUGGAUGAUCCAUUUGAUGCGCUGCCACGUCAGAGUAAUGUCGUGCCUAGCAAAGCGCCACCGGAAUGGAUGGCAAUCGUGGAGGAUAGCCGACGACAACCGCAACCUUUGAAACCGCUACCACCGUCUGCUGCGAAAUCUGCGCCGUCUCGACUACAUGAAUGGCGAUCCGUUGCUGCUAGUCUUGGUUUCGUGCCAAAUGUCUCAGAAGUGCCUUUGAACUUCUCGCGUGAUCUGAAGCAUCUGGAUCAGACGUGUGCGAGAGAAGUGCAUAAGGUUGCCGUAAUCUACGUGGCAGAUGGCCAAGAAGACAAGCAGUCGAUCCUUUCGAAUACCACUGCAUCACCAUGUUUCGAACGAUUCGUUGCCGUAAUCUACGUGGCAGAUGGCCAAGAAGACAAGCAGUCGAUCCUUUCGAAUACCACUGCAUCACCAUGUUUCGAACGAUUCGUUAGUGAACUUGGUUGGCAGGUUCGCAUAGGAAGAGGCCAUGAGGGCUAUCCAGGCGGUUUACCGUAUGACACCGAAGCACCGUACUAUGCGGCACCAGACACAGAGCUCAUUUUCCAUGUCAGCACUCAUCUAACAGGAGAUGCGACACAGAAAUGGAAGCAUAUUGGAAAUGACGAGGUUCAUGUGGUCUGGUCAGAACACUCGAAACCAUAUCGACGAGAGACGAUUGCAACAAAGUUCUGUGACGUUCUAAUCGUUUUAGAGAGGGCUGACGCCAAGAUGUAUCGCGUUCGAGUUGAGACGGUAAGCGCGUUGGAGUUUGGUCCACUUUAUGAUGGCGCUAUAGUUGGUAGCGAAGAGCUGGCCGAGCUGGUUCGACUCACAGUGGUACGUAUUUGGGGCAUUUUUUGUUUUCUUCACCCUUAUCCCUAUCUGUAUACUUCACGUAUUAAUUUUUUUAGAUAA
Molecule: messenger RNA, 1215 nt
Organism: Cooperia oncophora
Lineage: Eukaryota; Metazoa; Nematoda; Chromadorea; Rhabditida; Trichostrongylidae
Source: the annotation of a GenBank genome assembly